UGGGUCCUCAUCGCCGGCUUCGCUGAGACUCGCUCGCGUGGGCUGCCCGCGGCGGGCCCGCAGUGGCCGCGGCGGCAUGAAGGGCGCUCUGGGAAGUCCUGUGGCUGCGGCUGCCGCAGGCGCCGCGAUGCAGGAGAGUUUCGGCUGCGUCGUGGCCAACCGCUUCCACCAGCUGCUAGACGAUGAGUCUGACCCGUUCGACAUCCUGCGCGAGGCCGAACGCCGGCGCCAGCAGCAGCUGCAGCGCAAGAGGCGCGACGAGGCGGCGGCGGCGGCGGCCGGGGCUGGCAACCGCGGCGGCAGGAGCCCGGCUGGGGCCUCGGGCCACAGACCCGGCGCGGGCGGCGGCCGGAGGGAGUCCCAGAAGGAGCGCAAGAGCCUCCCGGCCCCCAGCUCGCAGCAGCCAGACAGCCCAGGGGGCGGCCCGCAGCCGCCCGGCCAGAAGAGAACUCCCAGAAGAGGGGAGCAGCAAGGAUGGAGUGAUAGCCGAGGGACGGAGGUGACACUUGAUAGAGCAGAGCGGAGAUCCUACAGAGAAUAUCGACCCUAUGACACCGAGAGGCAGGCGGAUUUUACACCUGAGAAGUUUACAGAUGAAAAACCAACUGACAGAUUUGAUCGAGACAGACCGCUGAGAGGACGUGGAGGCCCAAGAGGGGGCAUGCGAACCAGAGGCAGAGGUGGUCCUGGGAACAGAACUUUUGACGGUUUUGACCAGAGAGGGAAACGAGAAUUUGAGAGAUACGGUGGGAAUGAUAAAAUAGCAAUCAGAACUGAAGACAACAUGGGUGGAUAUGGAGUUCGCACCUGGGGAUCAGGUAAAGAUACCAGUGACACGGACCCGACUGCCCCCAUGGAAGAGACCACAGUGGUGGAGGAGUCCCUGGGCCCCCUGGAGGAUGAAUCUCCAGCUAAAGUUCCUGAGUUGGAGGUAGAAGAAGAAACUCAAGUUCAAGAGAUGACCCUGGAUGAGUGGAAAAAUCUUCAAGAACAGACCAGACCAAAGCCUGAAUUUAACAUCCGGAAACCUGAGUCUACUGUCCCUUCCAAAGCAGUGGUGAUACACAAGUCUAAAUAUAGAGAUGAUAUGGUAAAGGAUGACUAUGAAGAUGAUGCCCACGUUUUCCGGAAAGCGGCCAAUGACAUCACAUCCCAGCUGGAGAUUAAUUUUGGUAACCUCCCUCGUCCCGGGCGUGGAGCCAGAGGUGGCACACGGGGAGGCCGGGGAAGGAUCAGAAGGGCAGAAAACUAUGAACCCAGAGCAGAAGUGGUGAUACAAGAUGUUGCUCCAAACCCGGAUGACCCUGAAGACUUCCCUGCUCUGGCCUGAGACAGCCCAAUUUCCCUGGCAACUUAAACAGCACUGGCAUACCUAUGAAGAGACUUUUCUUGCUGUGGGGAAGAAAGUCAGACUCUAAGAACAAUAGAUGUUGCUUUUUCCCGUGUAGUUUGAACUCAUUGCACUCUUUUUGGUCUGGGUGGUUUGUGGGAACAGGGAUUCCUCCAGACACUAGACAGCAGCAGUUCUGGCUGGGGGUUAGUCUGGUACUUUCCCAGGAAGGUAGAUAACAGUGAUUAUUUUUUUAUUUAAUGAAUUCCAAAUGUAGUUCAGAAAUAAUGUUUAAAAUUUGUACAUAGAGAUUGUAUUGACUCCUCCACAGAAGCAUGGAGAGUAAAGCAAGUUGUAAAAUAGAAUCUAUUGAGACUACUUAGUAAGUUGUAUAGAUACCAGAAGGCUGUGUCCUUCAGUAUUAGAGGAAAUACAUAUAACUCUGCUAUUAAUUUAAAGCAGUCACAGCCUAGUUUUCAGAGACCAAGAAAUGAAAAUACAGUUAUAUUUACCAUUUACUUGUAAA
Molecule: messenger RNA, 1856 nt
Organism: Dama dama (fallow deer)
Lineage: Eukaryota; Metazoa; Chordata; Mammalia; Artiodactyla; Cervidae
Gene: HABP4
Product: hyaluronan binding protein 4
Exons: 8
Coding region: 77-1330 (417 amino acids)
Biological process (GO): positive regulation of RNA splicing; positive regulation of translational initiation
Cellular component (GO): nucleus; cytoplasm
Molecular function (GO): RNA binding
Source: RefSeq, a predicted model, not a curated record